Molecule: messenger RNA, 2460 nt
Organism: Hippocampus comes (tiger tail seahorse)
Lineage: Eukaryota; Metazoa; Chordata; Actinopteri; Syngnathiformes; Syngnathidae
Product: CD302 antigen-like
Exons: 6
Coding region: 87-824 (245 amino acids)
Source: RefSeq, a predicted model, not a curated record
UUGGUCCGAACUGGUGGGCGGGGCGAUCUCUCCGUGCAGAAGAAACAAGUGGGGAGUUUUGCUGCUUCUUGUGGCUCUUUUCUGUCAUGGAGUUGCCGCAGAAAAAUGGUCGUCGUGCUGCGUCCCUGACGUGCUGCUUGUGUGUGCUUCUUCUGCAGCUGCAGGCGGCUUGGACCUCCGCAGACUGUCCCUCCGAUGGACGCACCUGGGUGCCCUUUAAAGACAGAUGCUACCACUUUGUCCACGGAGAAGAAGACAAACUCAAAGUGUAUAAUUUUGAGAGUGCCAAAAGCCUCUGCCCACACUCUGAGCUGCUGUCCAUCCAGAGCGCUGAGGAGAAUGACUUUGUGGUUAAAUAUAGUCCCGAGGUGUGGAAAGGCGAAGUCAACGUGUGGCUCGGAAUGUAUUACGAUACAAACAGUGAAGGCAUGAUGUGGUUCGACGAAGAGCCGGUCAAGUUUACCAACUGGGAACCGGGCUCGUCCCCGUCGGACUUUGUGCCCAUGGAAACGUGCGUGGCCGUGCACAGCGACACGGGCAAGUGGGAACGUGUCAGCUGCUUGGACGAUCUGGAGAACGGAGUGGUCUGCGAGACGGCUCAGACAGAUCAAGCCAAAAAAAAAUCCAGCGGACUGCUGUCUGGCCUAGUCAUUCUCUGCAUAAUCGCCAUCGUGGCCGUCUCCGUCGUGCUGUGGUUCCUGCACCAGCGGCAGCAUCCGGGCUCCUCGGUCGUCACGGGGUUCGAGUACCACCCGCCGUUCAGAGCGCCCGACGGCGACCGCUCCUGCCUGGUGGAGGCUGAGGAGUUAGACGGUGGGCCGUAGAGGGACGUUCCCUUCCGUCCAAUACGCCGCGCGCGCGGGACAGUGCCAAAUGUUUUUGACUCGGAAUGUGAGAUUUGCAACGACAGUAGUAGCUACACUAACAAGCAUUCAUUAGACAGUACAUCGGAGUGGCCGUUUGAUUAUUCAUCAGGCAUUAGUCUUGCUAGAAUCGAAACUUUUGGUGAGACCAUUUUCAAUAUUUAGCAUUUAGAUGGGAAAAGAACCUCGAAUAAGCUAAAACGUGAUCCUCUCAUCAGCAAAAUUGAGAGUCGCUGAGAAGUUCAAGCAAAUGUCUUCUCAAUACAUGUUUGACCUGUGAAAAGAUACCAGAUUUGCUUCCAGCCUCGAAUGGCUGGAAUUAAUAAAUACGGCGUCCCACACCGCGACCAGAGCCGCUAACAAGCUAGCUUGCAGGCUAACUACACCAAGGCUGUGUCCAAAUUCACAGGCUGGGUCCUCCGAAGGACGGCAGGACAUCAAUUCCGGCGCGACUCGACCGCACAUGGUGUCCAAAUCCACAUUCAGCCUGCCCAAAAUUUGACUCGGUUUCUGCGGUCCAAGGAGCCUUUGAAGGUGUCAAAGGAUCCAACCUGCAAAUUGUCUUGCUAGUAUUUGAAAACCCCAUACGGUCGAGCGGCGCCGGAACUGACGUCACGCGGCUGAAAAACGCGGCCUUCCAAAGACUCAGCCUGUGAAUUUGGACACAGCCCAAGUGUGUACCCGAGUGCCCUUUUGCCACGCCCAGAAAAAAAAAAAAAAAUCAGAAAAACUGAAUCAUGAAAAUCAGUUUCGACCUAUAUCGCCGCGAUUCAGUACUAUGUAGUUGACCGCCUUCUCACAUGUUAUCAGCAGUUAUCAUCAGACAGGAACAAAUCUCUGAAAUCACUUUACAGGAUCUGGGAGGAAAAAUAUUAUGACCAUGUGUGUUAAUGCUGUGGAGCUUUGUUUUUUUUUUUUUUUUUAAUAACCGCUUCAGUGUUUUUACUUGUUUUGAGAACUGCAUCGGGGUUUACGACAUCGGUUCCUUGCCCCUGAAAUACGACACCCUCUGUUCCCGCCUUGAAAAAGCUUUCGGUUACAAACUAUGCGUCCUUUGAGCUGUGACAAAAUGAUCAUCUUUCUUUUCCAUCUGUCGAGAACACGGUUGGUUUCAUUUCUGAAUAAUCGGUUAUGUGACCGCUUUCGAAAAGUGCGAAGGUUGCCAAUGAGGCGCACAAAGGAGAAAAGGCCAAAGCAACAACAAGGGCAAUUUUUGCAUUGUUCCACUGACUUCCUGAACAGUUCCGACUCAUCCCCCCCCUCAUUUUUUUUCGACUUCAAGCCAACCCAAAGUAUGACUAAAUGCUUGGCUUCACCCAACGGCUGCUUUUUUUUUUUUUUUUUUGCACAGCAAUCAAACGCUCGUCAUGUUUGUGCUCUUGAAUCAGUAGAUCGAAAGUGAAUUUUGUGCAAUGAAAAGGUUGGCUCUUGUUCUUCAAAAUGUUUUGUACCCCAAUCCCAUUUGAGCAUAGACAUGAUCGAAAUGUGCUGUGUGAUCAGAAUAUUUCAUAAUUAGGACUGUGCUUCCAUAUGAUGCUUUUGUGCAAUUUAUUUGGACAUGCGUCAAAGCACAAUCUGAGCCCUGCUCCUCCAUCAU